GCGAAGCUCAAGUUCCCGUUUUCAUUUGAUUCUUUUCGCGGGGCUUCGUGAAAGCAGAGAUGAUGGCGAAUAAGACAGUAGUCGGGACGAGGGAUGUUCAGAAGUUCAUGCACAUGUUGCUCCAUCUCAUCGCGUUUGUCCUUGGAGUCGUAGGCAUUUGCGCGGUUUUCAAGUACCACAACAUGCAGCAAGUCGAAGACAUGAACAGCCUCCACUCAUGGAUCGGCAUCGGCACCAUCUCCUUGUUCGGAUUUCAGUGGCUAUUUGGUUUCUUCACCUACAUGAUCGGAGGCGCAUCGACGUCGACCAAAAUGAGAAUUAUGCCGUGACACAUAAAUGGAGGGAGAGUCAUCCUGUUCAUGGCGAUAUGCUCGGCCUUGACCGGGUUGAUGCAGAAAGCUACUUUCUUAAAACUCGAGCACAAGAGAGAAGCGCGCUUCCUCAAUUUCACCGUCAUCUUCAUCCUCCUCUUCGGAGUCUUCAUCGAUCUCUCCGUCUCUCUCUCACUCGUUUCGUAUGAUUCUUGUGCCGAUGUACGAUUCGAGUGCUCUAUACAUAUAUAUGCACCUUCUUUUUCUUGAAUCAUUUGCUUUUUGUUUCCCCACUGUUGAAAGCGUGAUUUAAUUAAUUACUGAUUGAUGUACUAGUGUCUCUUAUCAUAAUUUAUUGGUUAUUUCGGUUUC
Messenger RNA from Syzygium oleosum, 683 nucleotides. RefSeq names its product probable transmembrane ascorbate ferrireductase 3. The record is from RefSeq and is a predicted model, not a curated record. NCBI's taxonomy places the organism in Eukaryota, Viridiplantae, Streptophyta, Magnoliopsida, Myrtales, Myrtaceae. Gene Ontology annotation, molecular function: oxidoreductase activity. The transcript is spliced from 2 exons. Bases 60 to 329 code for a protein of 89 amino acids.